This is a messenger RNA of Durusdinium trenchii, 2836 nucleotides long. The record is from the annotation of a GenBank genome assembly. Lineage: Eukaryota; Dinophyceae; Suessiales; Symbiodiniaceae.
CUGUCGGAGGGUCAAUUUAGUCCGCGCACAGAGCUGCCCAAGUCAGCCGCCAUGUAGUGCAUUUUUGGUGCCGUGAUGGACGAUGAGCAGGAAGAGCUUCGACUCGAGAAGCACUUCCACCAGGACACGACGCCGCGAAGUGGUGCGGAGCUGGCCAGUUGAGCUGGUGCGCCAACAUUUGGCCACUCAACUCUCCUAUGGUGAGCUGGAGUUGAGCCUCUUCGAGGCGCAGGAACUCCAGCGCCGCUGCGCAACCGCCGGCGUCGCCACGCCGCUGCUGGAGCUCUUCGACGAGGUGCUGGCGCAAGGAGGUGACGAUGGCGACUUCAACCUGGAGAUUGAAGCAGACAACCGAGCUGAGGUCGCGGCGUGUGCAGGCGACUAUUUCGCCCUCUUCCGGCAUUUCGCUUUGGCCGAAGGUCUCUACGAGCGCAACACCUGGGGCCAUGCGCGUUGCCUGGCCGAAGUGUUGCCAAGCCGACCAGAGGAGGAACAGGAGCAAAGACGCUUUGAAGCCUUGGAAGUGGCGCUGCGGGUGGUGCUGGCGCUUGAGGUGCCCGUUGACGCCUGGGCCGAACGGCAACUGUGCCAGGCGCUUUUUCUACUGGAAAAUUUGUCCUCCUCCUCUGCUGAAAACAGCCUACAAAGGGCCUUUGAGAGAGCAAACCAGACGCCGCUGAACUUCCUGGAGUUCCUGGAACCCUUCAUCGACGUGGCAGCUGCUCCAGUGGAGGCCCUCGCCAGGCGGUGCUUCCUGAUGACAGAGGUCUCUUGGGAGGAUGCCAAACAUUCUCGAGGCGUGCGAGCCUUGCUGAUGCGAUCCCAGGCGUUUUGCCAUCGUCACGGGGAGUCCUUGAUUGGCCACUGGCGCCACUGCUGUCACCAGGAGCUCCAGACACUUCAAUGCCUGGAUGGCCCCAGUGGCUCGCCACUCCUCGCAGCCGCCUCGGCGCUGGCCAGUCAUUGCCAUUUUGUGGGUUAUUGCGUUCCGCAAGGUCCACCGUCCGCGGAUUUGAGCUGCAAGGAGGCUGGAGCUGCAUGGCUCUUGAGAGCUUUGUAUGAGGCGCCCGGCUGCGAUCCACCGGGGGACCUAUAUGAGGUCGCGAAGAAGAACCGUGAGUUGGAGACCGCCAUCCGCAGGCUCUCAAGGAGCGGUGAAGUGAAUGAAGAGCUGGAGAUCAUAAAGGGCCUGGAGCAUCUCCGACCUGGCAGCUCAAGCCAGACAGUCUGCGCGGACUUCUAUGAUGCCACCGUGUAUCCACCCUGGCACAAGGGCGUGGAGUGCAUGGGCGUUCUGCCAGUGCCGAUCUUCGAGCACCUGCAACGGCUUUGUCCCGGCUGGGCCCCCUCCGAGGCGGCGAUGACUCGCCAGGGCAAGCGGCUCUUGGUCGCCGGGUGCGGAUCAGGUCAUCAAGUGGCAGUGGAACUCAAGACCUACAGCGACAUCACCGAGUUGGUGGCAUUUGACGUCUCCGCCCAGAGCGUGGCGGUGGCGCAGCGGAAGUUGAAGGAGCUCUUGCCCGAACACAUGGCUCGGGUUCGCUUCCUUGUGGGAGACAUCAUGGACCUCACCUUAAGUCAUCCACUGUUGUCCGACGGCUUCGACUUGGUGGUCUGCUGCGGAGUGCUGCAUCAUUUGCCGAAGCCCUUGGAGGGUUUGCAGCGCUUGGCCUCCGUCCUGCGGCCUUCGGGUGUCAUACAGCUGGCCACCUAUUCAGCCUUGAGCCACCAGACCUGGCAGAACGGCGUCCAGGAUUGGCUGCGAUCAAAGAAUCUGAAGCCAGAAAGUGGCAUUCCAACGCGUCAAGAGGUCCGCGCGAUGCGCGCGGAGGUGUUGAAGCCGGAGGAGCGGCCAGAAGAGGCCUUGACGCUGUUGCACUUUCCAGAGUUCUACACCUACGCAGGUGUGUUGGACUUGCUCUUCCAUCCCCUUGAGAGGAGCUUCACUCUGCUGCAGCUCCUUGAGGAGUUGAUCCUCCCCGCCAGGUUGAAGCCUCUCGGGGUGUUCUUUCUGGAUGUGAACGCGGACCUGGCGGCACGCCGCGCUUUCCGCGCGCGCUUUGGUGAGGCUGACAUGAGCGAUUUGGACCAAUGGCACGCACUGGAGGUCUCCGAUCCAGACCUCUUCGGUCGCAUGCACGGGCUCUUCUUGACGUGUGACCAAGGUCUGCCGUUGGAACCGCCCGCGAAGCGGAGACGUGAUGCGGAAAGAAAGCAGCAGAGACGGCGAGUCACUCUCGUGGAAGCCGAGUUCAUCACCUCUUUUGCGGACAGUAUAGUCAUGCCAGCGGCCAGCGGCCAUGCCAUCCACUUCCGUGAUUUGGGGGAGAUGGGGGUCAUGGUGGGCGAUCGAGUCCGUGUGCUCUACGGCACCGAGAAAGGAAAGUAUGGCGUCAUCAGCCGUAUUCUUCAUGACAAGAACCAGGUGGUGGUGAAUGGGACCAAUCUGAAACGUAGCUUUUGGCAUCCGGAACCCGGGCCCGGGAAGCCUUCACGAGUCACGGUGGAGCUCCCCAUCCAUGUGACGAAUGUGGCGCUCAUUGAUCCCGUCACCAAGCAGCCCACGCGAGUGAAGAGGCGCUACACGAUGAACGGCGAAGGCGUACGGAUCUCUAAGGUGUCGGGAUGUGCGAUGCCGGAGCCUGUGCCGGUCCGCCCCAACGAGCGGGAGCUCCUGUGGAAGAAGCAUGAGGAGACCGUCCUGCUGCAGAGCAAAGACCGACGUGGACCUCCCAAGGAGGACAUCUUUGGCAACAAGGAGCAUUUCAAGAGCUUGGUGCGCCUGGUCCGCGAGCGGCGCGCGGUGCAGCAGCUUCGCGCCGAGGCCGAGGAGUGA